Molecule: messenger RNA, 807 nt
Organism: Plasmodium yoelii
Lineage: Eukaryota; Apicomplexa; Aconoidasida; Haemosporida; Plasmodiidae
Product: Plasmodium exported protein, unknown function
Exons: 2
Coding region: 1-807 (268 amino acids)
Source: RefSeq, a predicted model, not a curated record
AUGAUAGCUGUUAUAUUAAACCUUGCUAUAUUCACAUUUUUACACUAUGGUACUCAUUACCAACAACCUGGCAUAAAUUGUUAUCACAAUCUGGCUCAUACAAACAUCAUAUAUCAUCAAAAUAUUAAACAAAAUGGAGGAUAUUUAAAAAGAAUUUUAAGAGCCGUACCACAGGAUGACGUAAAUUUUUUACGUGAUGUAACUACCCACGUAGAUGAUGAAUUAGAAGGAAUCAGUCCUGAAACACUUGCAUUAUAUCCAAUGUUGCCAGGAUAUUCUUUUCCUAUUAUUAAUGAAUUUGUUCCUCAAGAAAAUUUCUUACAAAAUACUGUUGUUAAUGACAAUAACGAAGCUGCCUUAUUAAAUUAUUUAACAGAAAUCGCUAAUGGCAAUAAUAACACUGCUCCCGAUGAUGAAAGUUCAAAUGAUACCACCCCUUCUGUAGAUUCUGAUUUUAUAAUGGAUCGUUUAAAUUUAAUUUAUAGUAUGGAUGAACGUUGGGCAUCGCUUAUUACUGACAUGUUCACACAAUAUAAUAACCUUUCAGAAGCAUUUAAUCUAACCCAAGAAACAAUCCUUGUUGUAUGGAAUGAAUCUUGGAGACCACGUUUAGAAGCUAUGCUUAACACAAUUGUGACACUCUUUGAAAAUUAUAAUAUGUCUACACCUGAGGUAGAAGCUGAAGUUUUAGAAAUCAUUGAGCGCGCAAAAGCCGAAUUUCAAAUUUUCUUAAAUUCAACUAGAAUAGCUUUGCAAACAUCUUUUGGUUCCGAUAAUAAUGACGAACUAUUUGCACCAGAGGUAUAA